This is a messenger RNA of Poecilia reticulata (guppy), 1463 nucleotides long. RefSeq names its product ALK and LTK ligand 2a (gene alkal2a). The record is from RefSeq and is a predicted model, not a curated record. Lineage: Eukaryota; Metazoa; Chordata; Actinopteri; Cyprinodontiformes; Poeciliidae. Gene Ontology annotation, biological process: positive regulation of ERK1 and ERK2 cascade; positive regulation of ERK5 cascade. Gene Ontology annotation, molecular function: receptor signaling protein tyrosine kinase activator activity; receptor tyrosine kinase binding.
CCAACGAGGACGAACCUCGGCUAGAAGGCUUUGCACUGUCGAGAAACCCUCCGGCAACGAAUUAAAAAAACAAUAAAUUUUCAAAGAAUUGCCCCUAAAAGGUGCAUAAUUGGGUUUCAAUUUUCCAUGAUGGAUGUAAAGCGCGCAAUGGCUCUAAAUGAGGUUAUGAGGAUCCCAAGAAGGAUAUGGCAGCAUUUCCACUAAGAUGAGCUGCAUCUGCGCUGCACGCUGGGCUGAUUGGAAAUUUCAGUGGAAGUAUUAGUGGAAGACAGACGCUUCCUGUAACCGCGUAUAUCGCACAGAUAAAUGGAGUAACGGAAAGGAGCAGAGGGCGGGGGAGGGGGGCCUCAGUAAACUUGACACAGCAUUCAAGGGAUGAUCGGACAACUCGUGUUAACGCUCCUCUUCAGGUACCGUUUCCUAUAAUUACCACAUAUAUUUGUGGAGUAGUCCACAGGGGACAGUCCUCUCCCCCCGCCGUCGGGGAGAUAGAAUAAAAAGCGACUGGACGCACAAGAGGGGGCAAACUUGGAACUUGGAGAGCCACACGGGAUAAUAUCAGCUUCUUCUUCUUCUUCUUCUUCUUCUUCUUCUUCUUCUUCUUCUUUUGCGCGUUCUCUUUGCACGCCCGACGCUUGGAGGAUGAUCACCAACCUUGAGCGACCACACAUAUGACUUCCGUAGCUUUAACUCUACGCAAACAGGAGCCGACUUUUUUUUUUUUUUUUUAAAAAGUGAACACUUACUGGGAUCAGGACGGGAACUCAACAGCGAGAGAGAGAGAGAAAAAAAAAGUUACGCACAUGUGCAUCGUUUUGGCAGGACGCACCGGACGCAGUCAGCGCGUAAGAGAAUUUUGAAAAGGUCUUCAAAAAGAAGAGAGCUUACUUUGCCCUCCUCCCUUCCCCCUCUGCAUCCACUUUCCACUUUCUUCACUACACUGGAGCUAUGAGCGCACCGCGCAAACCCGUUGUUGUGGGACUGCUGUUACUGAUGUGCGCUCUGACAGAGCACUGCGGCGAGAGCGCGCCCACCGCGGCGCCGCGGAGUUUGAGGCGGAUGGUGGAGAUCAUGAAGCACGUGGAGCAUAACCGGGGGCGACACGCAGCGAGAACGGAAGCCCCGCUGACGCCGCGGGCGGUGGGCAGUGCGUCGGUAGAGCAGAGGGACCUCCGCGGCAAGACGGACAAAGGGAACCAGGCUCUGGUUUUAACCCCUACAGAUUACAAAAUGAAAGAAAGAAUAAUUAAAUAUUUCACAGGUCCCCUCGUGUUCAGCUCCAAGUGCAGGAAGAACGCGUACAGACUUUACCACCACACCAGAGACUGCACAUUACCUGCAUACUUCAAAAGAUGUGCGCGACUUCUCACACGGCUCGCGGGCAGCCCGCAGUGCACGGAGGGGUAGCGCGUGCAUACUCAAAAGGUUGAAGUCAAACAUGUGUGCUUCAGAAGAAAAGAUAC